GCGAAUUUUUGAAAGGUGGAGGGUUUCCCGUGCAAAUACUCGUAUUGUGUUAUUGUGUGCAGAAUUCUUUGAAUAUUUGUGUAAACAAGGAAUCGUAGCUGACUUUGACCGAUGGACCGGUGAUCAGCAGAGAGAAGAAGCAUGACAAACCCCCAAGAUAUUAAUGAGCUAGAAGAGAUUAAACAGAAGCUUGCAGAAGAUGGUUUAGAUGGAAAUGCUAGCAACGAUGACAAAUUGCGGCAUAUUUGGCGACUCUACACAAAAGCCGAUAAUGGUUUACAGACGUCACUCAAAGAUGUGGAACAGUUGCGUAUCCAACAAACGCAGGAAAUGCAAGAAGUUGAGAACUAUGUUGAACACAUUAGAAGUUUAUCUCAUGAACGGGAACAGUUAACCGCAGAGUUUGAAGCUGAAAAUGAGAAAUUAAAAUCUGAAAAUGAACAACUUCGAAAUGAAUUAGUGGAUGGUGCUAAUAGUGAGAUCACGCAGAUGUUAAUGCAGGAAGGACUUGAAGACGUAGCCAAUGGAACAACGAGUGAACAAAUAGCGUACUUAUUAGUUGAACGGGCCAGAUUGAUGGACGAAGUUGAUAUAGAAAGAAAGCGUGUUGAUGACAUAGAAGCCAGUCAAGGUUUCCCAGAUGAUUAUAGAUUGCAAGAAACUAUACGCAAAGAAAGAGAAGCAUUUGAGGAGGAAAGACAAAAUUUUAAAAUGACAAAAGAAAGUUUACAAAGGCUUCAUGAUGAUGAACUCAACAGACUUAAAAAGGAUCACCAAGACCAAGUACGCCAGAAAGACAAGCUGAUAAUGGAACUACAAAAUGAAGUACAGAAAAACAAUAAUAUGUUGGAGCGGGAAAGAAAAGCACGAAAAGUAGAUGCAGAAGAAAAAAUUGUGAAACAAGAAACGAUUCUUACACAAACUGCUUCCAGGGACUAUGAACUGCAGCAUCUGAAAGACAAACAGAUAAUGAUGGAAGAGGAUAAAAAUAUUUUAAAUGAAAAGAUCAAAGAAUUAUCAGAAGAACUUCAAAAAGAAAAGACCUCACGAAGUAAUCAAGAGGCAACAUUGCAUAAACUACGAGCUGUUAUUGAGAGAAAUAAGAAAGUCCUGGCAGAGUCUGAGGGGUCCAAGCAGAUUCUAGCAGAUGAGAAGAGGGCUCUAGAAAUGAAACUUGCAUUUCUACAAAAAGACAUCGAUGGAAUGAAAGACAAAGAAAAAACAAUGGUUAAUGUGCAGUCAUGUGAGAAAGAUAUCAAUGACAGCCUGAAAAAAGAAAUUGAAGACUUGAAAACUGAAAAAGAGAAAUUGAAGACUUGA
Messenger RNA from Saccoglossus kowalevskii, 1320 nucleotides. RefSeq lists its product as uncharacterized. Lineage: Eukaryota; Metazoa; Hemichordata; Enteropneusta; Harrimaniidae. The record is from RefSeq and is a predicted model, not a curated record.